UAACUCGAUGGGAAUGAAAUUUAAAACUAUUGACUAGGACGCUCAAUAAUUUAAAACUGGUAACUCAAUGUUGUUAUGCAGUAGUUGAGUUACCUAAAAAGGGUCAGAGUUAAGCCCCCUGGACUAUUCAAUCCUCCCUUCCUGAUGGAUUCCCAUCUAACUGGAUAAAGUCUAGUGCCUAUGGGUAGGCCUAACACCUAGCAAGGGGUAGAUGGGCCUUAAAAGCUGUUGUGAAUGGCCGGUCCUCACAAGUAAAGUUAACUUAGGCCUGACCAUUAAUGUAGCUUGUUAUGUUGAUUGGAUUUUGGAGCUUAAAACUGUUUGAUUGUUUGUUAAUUGUCUCAUUUUUCAUUUAAGUUGUUGAAAGAUAAUUUAGCACUUUUGAAUACAUUUUGAAACACUAUUCAAUCUUACGUCAAUUGGGGUCAAAAUGCAAGUUUAAUUUUACUAAUCAAGGUUACUAUGAAUUUAGUUAUUGAUUAACCAUGGUUACCCUUUAUAUAAUAUAUUUUUUUUUCAAUUCUGGUUAACCCUAAUAAUAACUCAGAUCAACUUGUACAUUCUCACUCAAAACCCAAUUGAAGCUAAUCAAGGGGCACGGCUACUUAUGUCAGGUCACUUAUCCUGUUCACUAACCAGUUUGACGGGAUUAAACCCGGAGUCGACCCCGAAGUCCGAAUAAACAGGCAUCAGGUCAGUUUAUUUGGUGGAUUUCUUCCUGAAUUAAACAUCCAAUGAGAUAUUAAAAAAGGUAGAAACUGUUUAAAUUUCAUCUUCUUAUUUAACAUUACAUUUAAAACCAAUACUCUAGAUAGCCUCCAUCGGCCUGUUCCAACUAAUUUUCAGAGUUAAUCUUUCCAUUUCCAAUAGACAAACCAAUUAAUUAACUGUAUUAUUUUAGUGUAAAUUAUUUAAGCCAUUGAACUGGCAAUGAGUGACCAACAACCUAAAAGUGAUGAACCUACAAGUGUAUUACCAGUUGCAGAUGAAACCCCACCAGAGACAAUAACAAUUAUAACAACUUCAACAUCACCAUCCCACACACCGAGUCAAUUGUCACCGGUAACCAUAAGGACAAUCACACCAACACAAUCAUGUCAAAAAUCACCUCUACCUUCACCAUCAUCAUCACUACAUCCAGCAUCACCUUCACCCUCACCGUCCCCACAGCCACCACAGCAACAGCACCACUACCAACAGCAGCAACAAUAUCAGCCACAAGAAUACCAACAACCACCAGUUUCAUUGUCAUUUCCCACCGACCAAAGUCUUAACAUUUCUGAUGAGGUAAUCAAGGAAGACCCUUUAACUUUACGGUUAACAGAUUUGAAGAUUCGUGGAUCCCGAUUGCCUGGAGACAAUGGAUCAAGUCCUAGUAUUGUACCAGAUUGGUUUAACCGUGAAUUAUUUGAUCUUGGCAGACAAGUCGGACGUAAUCACCUUUCUUCAGUCCUUUUCAGUCAUCUAUCAGGAUUGUCAAUGGUUGUUCACAUUCCCUCCAUCCUUGCCACCCUCCUUGCUACCGGUAAAUCCCGAACACUUGGUGAUAUAUUUACACGCUAUUUGGGUACAUUGAGCCAUGUAAUCACAUGGUAUGAAGGAGAUAUUUGGAAUCAAAAUGAUGCAGCUCAUAAAUCGUUAAUAACUGUUCGUCGGAUGCACUCAAAUGUCGCCUCACGCAUGAACCCACCGCGAUCAGGGAAAAAUUAUCAUUCUAAUGACCAUUAUUCAAAUGACAGGCAAAUUUAUUUAUCACAAUACGACAUGGCUUUAACCCAAUUUGGAUUCAUUGGACUAAUCAUUUUACACCCUAAACAAGUUGGUUUCCCAGAAAACUCUCAAGACCUUGUUGGUUUAAUUCAUUUUUGGCGAUGUGUUGGUUACCUUUUAGGUCUCGACGAUAGAUUCAAUAUCCUGGAUGAAUCUGAUUUACCUGGAACUCGAGCUUUAUGUGGUCGCCUUCUUGAAAGUGAAUUCAAACCAGCAAUUAACCGUUACCCAACCAACCAGGCAAGUCAAAUGAGUACGGCAAUCAUCCAAGCAAUCAAAGCCAUCAUUCCCAUUUUAUCGACCCGAGGCUUUACCAAAUAUCUUUAUAAAAUGACUACUCUGGAAGCACCGGUCUCUUUGGAUGGAACCGCGGCUCGAGUUGGUUAUCAGGGAAUCAAAGUUGUCAUGAGAAACUGUUUACCUAAGCCAUUAUUAACUCCAGCCAUAAAUGCCCUUCUUAAAAAAUCGAUACUUAGAGCUCAAAAGAAAAGUGAUACAAUUAAAUCUCGAUUAACCAACAAGGAUGAUCUUAUUUUGGAGGAAACCUGCUUCACUGAUGUCUGAUCUUACCUGACAUUAUCAACUUAAUUCCGAUCUUUUUAUACAAUGAUAAUCUUAUAAUCUUAUAAUCACUCUAUUCUUGCACGACUUGCUUAAAAUUAAAGGUAAAAACAAAUCAACAUUCUGGUUAAACUACAUUUUUUUGUGAAUUCAUACAAAAACAUAUGAUCAUUCAGAGUAUCUGUUGAGUAUUUUUCAAUGCAAUCAUUUUUAAAAUUGAUUUUCUUUCAUUUUUUGCUCUUCAAAUUAACAAUCAAAAAGAGUUGGUUGAUUUAUUAACAAAAAAGCGACGACAUAAACAUAAAUCAAAUUGCUAUCAUAAUCUUGCCACUCAAGUUUGUCUAAUUCAAGUCAAUGAGACGACUUUUUGCUAACCAAAUUAAGUUGAUGAUUGAGUGAUUGGUUGAUAAAAUAUCAAUUGGCUAGUUUGCCUCAAUUAGAGGUAAUUUUCAAAAAUUUAGUUCAUUAUUUACCAUCUCAACUGAUGCUCUGGUUAAUCACAAAUUGUUUAAUCAUCAUUUAAUUGACUUUCAGUGCGAGUUAAUGAAUUCAUGGACCUUCGACCUUAGCUCAAUCUAAUUAGUGUAACUUGGAUCCUUAUGCCAACAAAGUUGAUUAUACAUUCAUUUAAGAUUUACUCAUCUUCAUUAGACUGUAUGUUCCCAAUCAACAUAAAAAGGUAAUUGUAUCAGAUGGAAAGUGUAUCAAGAAAAUUUGAUUAUCCCAUUGUUAAUCAAAUACAACACCAAUUGUCCUCCAGUUGUCGAGACAUCUUUGUUACCAAUCUAUUAUAUUAAUAGCAAUGCCCUUCAUGGCUAGAGUCUGAUUCAAAUCUAAUUCAACUUUAUUAAAAUAAUGAACUUUUCCUUUCAACCUAAAAUGAAACAGAAAUGACUGAAUAAAGCUUUAAUACCAAACCAUCAAACGUCUGAAGUUUUAUUAAUAAUCCGAACCAGAACUAAUCCGUAGCUGAUCAAGGAAUCUAAUUUUAAUAGUUGGCCUAAAUGCUUGUAUCAAAUCUCAAUGCCUUGUCAUAAGGAUUAAGAUUUUGCUUUUGCUUGGAUUUGCCCUCAAUGUUCCGAUGUGAUUUAAGAGUCAAAUAUUGAUUAAAUGAAAGUUGAUUAACCUUUGGAUUAUCCUUGAAAUAAAUCAAUUAAGGAAAUAUUGAACCAUUGCUUUAUGUUAGUGUUGAUUAAAUUGUUGACUUUUCUUGGCAAAAAGGUAACAAUUUUGGGUGAUAAAAAAACAGUGCAUGUUAAACAGCUAUUAAACGGUAGUUAAUCGGUGAUCAUGAUUAUUGUUGAUGCGUUAAUCAGUUGAUCAAAAGCAAUUUUAAAGGUCAAUCUGAUAAAAACAGUUUAAGGCAACCAUCAAUCAAGAUGUCAAAUAAAAUGAAACAAACAAUUGACACUCGCGAAAGUAAAAUAUUGAGAUUACCUCUUCCUCAGAAAGUAUUGAGAUCAUUUCGUUCCAAUCCACUUGCAGACAAAAAAUUAUUUUUUCUCGGCUUUUUUUCGCUGAUUUGCUUUCUUAAAUCAUGGGAGUGAUCAUGAUGAUCAUGUAAGAUAGUUGUUGGUCAGAAAAAACAAUUGUCACAUAAAACUGAAAUUGAGUUGAAAAAACGGCUGAUGGGAAUCACCUAACAUGGUAAUGAUGACCGAGACUAUCAAGAAAGUGACUGCUAAUUGCUGAAGAGGCAGAGUCAAGAAUGCUAGUUACAUUUAAGUGACAACAAUUUACUAUUUAGUAUAUAAACUGCGAUCGGAUGUGAAAUUUAAUCAGACAAUCUUUUGGUAUUGAUUAGUAAACAACAACAAUAGUGACAAUAGCUAUAUUAUUGUGUUAAACAGUGUCGCAAAUCAAACGGAUAAAGGGAACCAAAAUGUUUAAGUUUAUUUGCUUAUUUGCAAUCGUGUUCACGGUUUCGUGUGACAAAUUGGCUGAUGGUACUAAGGCCAUAUCUGCUUUAGAAGGACCCAAACCCAUAUCUCAACUUCGAGAUGUCCAACAUGAACUAGAAACUGCGGCUUGUCACCACCACCACAAGCCUCAAGAGCACCACCACCAUCACCAUCACCACCACGGCAAACAACAAGCUCACCAUCAUCAUCAUCACGGACAUAACGUAAGUUUCAGGGAAUUAUAAAUUUGAUUUGAAAGCAAGAACUCUUGAAACGAGUGUAAACAUUAAGGAUAAGGAAUGCAAGUUUGGAAACAAUUAGAUCAGAGUUUAUUUUGAUGGUAUACUAAUCCUCAACUUGAAUUUUCAACUUCACAGCACGGACACCAUCAUGGUCACAAUCAUCAUCAUGGUCAUAAUCAUGGUCAUAAACAUGGACACUGGCAUGAGCACAAGCAUGGUCAUGGACAUAAGCACGAUCACAAGCACGACCAUAAUCAUGGACACGGUCACGACCAUAAACAUGGGCAUAAACACGGACAUGAACACAAACACGGGCAUCAACACGGUCAUUCUCAUGGACAUAAACACAAGCAUGGCCAUCAUCAUGGUCAUCAUCAUGGACAUCAGCACGGUCAUCAUCAUGGCCACAAACACGGGCACCAUCACGGUCAUGGACAUGGACAUGGACAUGAACACAGUGGAUGGCACUCACACUCUCACCACGGCUGGCAUGGACAUCAUCAUGGUCAUCAUGGUCAUCAUGGACACCACGGUCAUCAUGCUCAUGGUUGGUCAGCAACUGAAUUCACUAGCCCAAUCCAUGGUUUCUCAACUGGUAAUGAUCACCAAGGACAUCUCUCAAUGGAUCAUGCUGGUCAAAUGUUCAUGCAAGAAGGUCCAAUGGGCCACAUGUCUUCCAAUGAUCAUAUGGGACCUCCAUCAGAUGCUGGUUCAUUUGAUGGCUUUGCUAUGGUUGAAUCAUCCGAGCCUGGUCCAGGAGCUGGUUAUCAAGUCAUUGGAUCCCCUAAUGAAGCUAAAAUAUCAGCAGCUGAUCAAAUUGGCUUAAGUGAUUUUGAGACAGCUAAGGUUGCCGCUGAAUCUAUCUUUGCUUAAAUUGUAAAAUAAUCCGAGCUGAAACCAACUCAUUCCUCUGAAAUAAUGCUACUGCUGUGCAGAAUCAUUUAUGUAAAUUAUUAAUUCUCCAUUUAACUGUAAAUUAUUGUAAAUUAAAAUUUGACGAUGUAAAGUUUCCGUAUUUAAA
Messenger RNA from Tetranychus urticae (two-spotted spider mite), 5495 nucleotides. The record is from RefSeq and is a predicted model, not a curated record. Lineage: Eukaryota; Metazoa; Arthropoda; Arachnida; Trombidiformes; Tetranychidae.